UCUGCGCUGCGUCUGUCUCCGCACAUUUCCGCAAAGUUUGGGAGUGUAGACUGCCACUCUCCCGCAACCAAUUAACUCCAUUUUACUUCUUUUAGUCAGUAAUUUUAGCAAAAGUCGUUCAAAAUGAGCGAAAUCAAGCCUAUCGAAGUCACCGAGGAAGUGGAUGAGGAGAAGGAUUGGGCCGCUGCCAAAGCGUUCUUUGACAACCUCAAAACUAAAAAACCCAGACCCCCCAAACCACGAAACGCAGUCACUAUCGCCGUUUCUUCCCGGACACUUUUCAACCUGGUGGAGGAGCGGAAGAUAUUCAAGGAGCAGGGCGUAGAGAAGUACGUCGCUCACCAGGUGGAACACGAAACCGAGCCUCUCCAGCCCGGGCCUGCGUUCCCCUUCGUGAAGGCUCUGAUGAACGUGAACGACCGCCUGAGACAGCUGUACCCGGGAGAGGAGGAGCUGUUUGACAUCGUGCUCAUGACCAAUAACCACGCCCAGGUCGGAGUGCGCCUCAUCAACUCCAUCAACCACUACGACCUGACCAUCGAGAGGUUCUGCAUGACGGGUGGUAUGAGCCCCAUCGGUUACCUGAAAGCCUACAUGACCAACCUGUACCUGUCCAAAGACCCAGAGAAGGUCACAGAGGCCAUAGAAGAAGGUAUAGCAGCAGCCACCAUGUUUAUGCCGGAGAAGAUGCAGUCCCAGCUGAGUGACACCCAGCUGCGGGUGGCCUUCGACGGGGACGCCGUGCUCUUCUCUGACGAGUCCGAGAUCAUCGUCAAACAGCAGGGCCUGGACGAGUUCUUCGAGCACGAGAAGACCUUUGAGAACCUUCCUCUGGCACAGGGUCCUCUAAAAUGCUUCCUGGAGGCACUGGGAAAGCUCCAACGAAAAUUCUACGCCAAGAACGAGCGACUGGAGUGCCCCAUCCGCACCUUCCUCGUCACAGCCCGCAGCGCAGCCAGCUCGGGGGCCCGCGUCCUCAAGACCCUGCGCUCCUGGGGCCUGGAGAUAGAUGAAGCUCUGUUCUUGGCCGGAGCGCCCAAGGGACCGCUCCUGCAGAAGAUCAGACCCCACAUCUUCUUCGACGACCAGAUGUUCCACAUAGAGGGCGCGCAAGAGAUGGGCACCAUCUCGGCUCACGUGCCCUACGGCAUCGGACAGAAGUACCACCGGGGGAAGCUGAUCGAGAAGCCAGCAGAGAAGAAGUAGAGAUACAGGAGCGUUUACAAUAUAACAGGAAAGGCAAAGGGCUUUAGAGGGUUUACAGGGACGUACAGACAUAUGAGAGUUAGGAAACGGUGGGUGAUCAAAAAGGUCAAAAACUAAAAACUGUUUUAGAAAGGCUGUUCAGUAGUUUGUAAAAUAAAUAAAUAAAUAAAAAAAAACAUUCCCAAAUGGAGGCAACUGGAUGCAUAAAAGUAAUAAGUUUGUUUGCUCUUUGAGGACACCCUGCUCCACGGGCUCGGGGUUCUCUAAGGGGUGAUCCUAGAUUCCAAGUCCUAGUCCAAGAUUAGUCCUGGUUUUGUUCUGGUUUAGACCUGGUUUAGACCUGGUUUAGUCUGGGUUCAGUUCUUGAUUCAGUCCUGGUUUAGACCUAGUUUAGUCCUGAUUUAGACCUGGUUUAGACCUGGUUUAGUCCUGGUUUAGUCCUGGUUUAGACCUAGUUUAGUCCUGGUUUAGACCUGGUUUACUCUGGGUUCAGUCCUUGAUUCAGUCCUGGUUUAGACCUGGUUUAGACCUAGUUUAGACCUGGUUUAGACCUGGUUUAGUCCUGGUUUAGUCCUAGUUUAGUCCUGGUUUAGACCUAGUUUAGACCUGGUUUAGACCUGGUUUAGACCUGGUUUAGACCUGGUUUAGUCCUGGUUUAGACCUGGUUUAGACCUGGUUUAGACCUGGUUUACUCUGGGUUCAGUCCUUGAUUCAGUCCUUGAUUCAGUCCUGGUUUAGACCUAGUUUAGACCUGGUUUAGACCUGGUUUAGACCUGGUUUAGUCCUGGUUUAGUCCUGGUUUAGUCCUAGUUUAGUCCUGGUUUAGACCUAGUUUAGACCUGGUUUAGACCUGGUUUAGACCUGGUUUAGUCCUGGUUUAGACCUAGUUUAGUCCUGGUUUAGACCUGGUUUAGACCUGGUUUACUCUGGGUUCAGUCCUUGAUUCAGUCCUUGAUUCAGUCCUGGUUUAGACCUAGUUUAGACCUGGUUUAGACCUGGUUUAGUCCUGGUUUAGUCCUGGUUUAGUCCUAGUUUAGUCCUGGUUUAGACCUAGUUUAGACCUAGUUUAGACCUGGUUUAGACCUGGUUCAGACCUGGUUUAGUCCUGGUUUAGACCUGGUUUACUCUGGGUUCAGUCCUUGAUUCAGUCCUUGAUUCAGUCCUGGUUCAGUCCAUAUAAAAGUUCGGCAUCUUCACUCAGUUAUUUUGUUGAGAGUAACUUAAAGUUCUGCAAUAGUCGUGUAAUGUUUUACAUUUUAAACACUGUAAUAUUGUAAUGUAACGAAUGACUUUGAAAUGACAGUAACAAGUCAUAAAUAACACAUUACAAAUUUGAAGUAACUUACAACAGUGGUCAUAACGUGUUAAACAUUACGAUACUUCUGGCAAAUGUGCACUGCUAAACUAGUAUUUUACCUUGUGUUUUUUAAUGUUAGGAGACUAUUAGACACACUCAUCAUCAUUACAACAUAUUAAAUGUUUUGUGACGCUCAAAUACUAUUUAGGCUUCAAUACCUAAUUGAAAAUAUGGGAUCUCACUUUUGCCUCCAGUUGCCACCAUUUCAUCGUUUUGAACAUUCUGAUGACAUAGUAUUUUAAGGAAUCUGUAAAUACACAGAAAAACAAUAGUGCAUUUCCAUUGUGAGAUAUUGUGCUUUGGUAAAAAAUAAGUUCUAACUAAACCGUUUGUAUUUGUUCGACUUAAAGCUGGGGUCUGAUUUCACGUAAAGCAUGUCAAAGCAGCACUUUGUAACACAUGAGGCCACCUCUGUUUGCUGUGCGUGUCUCUCACUGUAAAGAGUUUUUAAUAGAGAUGUAACAAUAACCGAAAUAUCGUGAUAUCGUAUCGUCAAAGUUCUCACAAUAAUAUCAUGAACCAUCACAAUAUAUCAAAUUACAAGUCUCUUUGCUUAAAUUAAGAGUUAUGAUGCAGCAAUAGCUAAAAAAAGACAGAGGGAACUACAUAGACCAUGAUCCUUUGCUCCAUUUCAGUGCAGAUUACAAGAAGAAAUAACAGUUCUAACACUUUUAAGUCUUAGUGCUUUGGAUUAAGUCUUGUCAAGGCAUUUUAAGAGGAAAAAAGUAGCAUAUUAACAGUUUUCGUGAGCUUCCCUACUAUAUCGCAAUAAAUAUCGUAUCGUGAGGUUCAUAUCAUGAUAAUAUCGUAUCGUGAGACUUGGAUAUCGUUACACCCCUGGUUUUUAAAAUCACGUUAGACAGGCUCUGAUAACCGCUAUGUUCCCUUUAGAGACGAGUGCGUUGGGGCUUCACCGUGUUUCACUUCUUGCCUUAAAAAGCUGUUCUGAAGCUUGUCCAACUGCCAGAUAAAGUCAUGCACGUAUUUGAAAAUCAAUCACCCCAGUUUUAAGUAAUUUUUACAAGACAUGUGCCUUUAUUUUACCUCACUACAUGUUUAAAAAAAUGUCUGUAAUUUACAAAUUUUACGUACAAAUGUUGUAUAAAAUUGAGUUCAAACUGUAGAGACACUAUGGGGAAACUGCACAUACAUGAAACACAGAUACAGAUACUUUUGCGUUUUGUUUUGUAACAGAACUGCAAUUUCACUCCAAAGUUGUGCUGUUUGUGUCUGUAGUGUAUUUAAAGGGCCCAUCUCAUGCAAAAUAACUCUUUUCACAUUGUAUCUUCAAGCACAAUUUGGGUUUUGGAACAUCCAUUACACAAUAGUUAUGAAAUCUUACUGAUUUCUUGGAGGCGUCACAGACCAGGAACUGUGAAAGACCGACUAUUGCUCCUCCCCCCGCCCGUCCUGAGAAAGCACAGGCUCCGCCCUCCAAACGUGACGUAGGCUCUGAGUGAGCCGCCCUUCCUCCGCCAUCUCAGGGAGGGAGGGGGAGACAGACGUGACCCUGAUAGUGGUAGAAAUAAACUUUUAUUCAUCAUGGAGAUACAGCGCGUUCAGCCGCAUGUGUUGGACCUGGAAUCAGACGAGGACUUUGAGGAGCAUCAGCUGAACAUUACUGAUUGGUAGAGUACUGAUAAACGCUAGUAGAUAAAAUGAUUAUAUUGUGUAGCCUGCAGUGUAGAACAAUGAGCUUAUGCUGUCACUUUUGUUGAGGUGUUCAUGUGGGAAUUUUCAGCCGACGCAGAUGGAAGCAGGGGACGGGGACGGGUGCGAAAUGCUGAUUUCUGCUACCAGUGUUGGGAGGGUGACUUUUAAAAUGUAUUCCCCUACAAAUUACAGAUUACACACCCCAAAAUGUAGUUUGUAACGUAAUCCAUUAAAUUACUUAAAGUGAGUAAUGUAAUCUGAAUACUUUAGAUUACUUGAUUUACUGUAGAGAAGCAAAGACGAGGAAAUCGUAACAUAAGAAGUUUUGUCUGAUAAAAAAAAAUAAAAAGUCCAGACUUUACUGAACCAAAUUAAAAAUAUUACUGAUAGAAGAAGAGUAGGAGACACGGUCCAAGCAGCAUGAUUUAGUCCUGUUAAAUCCUGGUUUAUUCCUGGUGUAUUCCUGGUUUAGACCUAGUUUAUACCUGGUUUGGACUUGGUUUAGACCUGGUUUUAGUCCUGGUUUAUUCCUGGUUUAGUCCUGGUUUAGACCUAGUUUAGACCUGGUUUUAGUCCUGGUUUAAACCUGGAUUGGACCUGGGUUUAGUCCUGGUUUAGACCUGGUUUAGUGUCAGGCAAUGAGUGGAAUUACCAAACACAACAGAACAAAAAAAUGGAAUAGCCAAAAUGUGAAAACAGGAAAAUACCGCCGUGUAAUCCAUUUAUUUCAACAAAGUAACUGUAAUCCAAUUACCACUCACUGAAACAGUAACUGUAACUGAAUACAGUUACUCAUAAUUUGUACUCUGAUUACAUAACUCCGGUACAUGUAAUCUGUUACUCCCCAACACUGUCUGCUACGUCAAACGCGUCGUCGUUGUAGCAGCUUUAGUUCGUUGUCAUGUGGGAGGGUGGCAGAAAUACGCUGCAAUUUGUUAAAAAAAAUGCAGAAUUAAUCUAAAAACCACUUGGGUGACAAAUACAAGGCCCACACAUCUUGGAAGAUAGAAAACUCUGAAAAGUCAAUUUUGCAUGACAUUGGCCCUUUAAAUCUAGGACUAGUGUUACUAAAGUUAGGAUGAUACAAUAUAAAUAUACAAAUGUAGUGUCUCUUUUGCUUCUCAGGAUUUAUCUGCGUGUUGCAACCUGCUCACACUGACUUGGCAAAACUGUUCCUGCAUAUUCAGUUUUUUCAGUGCAUUUGUGUUAAAGCAACAAACUUGUAACUUGUUUUCUUUCAGACACUUGUAACAUUAUUGUGAUAAAAUAUUUAAUGUUUUUAUGGCAACACAUUUUACAUACAACCUUUUUUUUACUGUUGAAAGUUUAUUUUUUAACUUAAAAUGUAAAAAAAAAUGCACAAAACCUUUAAGAUUUUCUGCUGCAAUAACAAACCGAGGAAGAACAUAUGAAUUUAUAAGUAUAUUUUGGUCUAAUACUUUUCAUUUCUAUGGGUUUUAUUAGUUUGGACAAAAUUUGGUUCUAUAAAUCUUCACAUUUUCACAGAUUUUCAGUUCAAAAGGGAAGGAUUUUGUAUUUCAGAAGUUGAUGAGUCGAUGUUUUUCCAUGCGGCCUCUUCCAGAAUCUCCACCAUUUGAUGUAGUUCAUAAAUAAUACAGGCAGCCUAUUUUCCUGUGCGCGCUGUUGGUGGGCGGGGUUAUGUGGUUUGGAUCACUGCUGUUUUGCUGUUUGACGCACACUUUUUCUUGUUUCUCGUGGGUUUUUCAAGUUUACAUUUUGGACACCAGCGAACUGUGUGUAUCGUAUUCAUGUUCGUGCUUGAUAGGACAAUGUGUUUCCUAAUAAAACGUGUGCAAUGACAUAA
Molecule: messenger RNA, 6041 nt
Organism: Boleophthalmus pectinirostris (great blue-spotted mudskipper)
Lineage: Eukaryota; Metazoa; Chordata; Actinopteri; Gobiiformes; Gobiidae
Product: cytosolic 5'-nucleotidase 1A-like
Exons: 6
Coding region: 124-1206 (360 amino acids)
Biological process (GO): adenosine metabolic process; nucleotide metabolic process
Cellular component (GO): cytosol; cytoplasm
Molecular function (GO): magnesium ion binding; 5'-nucleotidase activity; nucleotide binding
Source: RefSeq, a predicted model, not a curated record